Messenger RNA from Darwinula stevensoni, 744 nucleotides. Lineage: Eukaryota; Metazoa; Arthropoda; Ostracoda; Podocopida; Darwinulidae. The record is from the annotation of a GenBank genome assembly.
GUUUAUCGUCAAUAAAGGAGAGAGACGGAAAGCCACGUCGACAGUCGCGAUCCUGCGAUCGUGGGGACUCUUGCCGUAAAAAUGGACUCAAUAUCUACGACUUCCUUCUUUAUCCUCAUCCUUGCCCUCUCCACGUCCUCUUCCCCAGUUUCCAAUGUCACGGACAAUCCCCCGAUAGCACUCCAGACCGGCAAUGUGACAACCCCGAAUCAACCCCUGGUAAACAAUCGCACGAUCGCCCCGAUUCAACUCCCUCUGGUCAGGCCUGUCAGUCUUUCUAACCUCAACCUGAAAAAGGACAACCCUGUCGAAGAGAUCUACCAGGGAGAUGAAUGUGGAAAAUUUGGACACUGCAAAAAGGACGAGAAAUGCAAAAACAACAUGUGCGUGAAGUGUCAUGACGGUGAAGAGGGAUGCCAGUGCAAACCAUACUGGGGAUGCUGGGGUAACCUCGAGUGUGUCAAAGGAAAAUGCGUAGAUACUGAAAAGAGCAGCGACUAUGACGGUUCUCCUGAGAAUGGAAGCGAGGAAAAUUUCAAGUGUGGAAAACAUAGAGCCUGCAAGAGCGACGAGAAAUGCAAAAACAACAUAUGUGUGAGAUGCCAAGAUGGUGAAGAGGGAUGCCGAUGUAGACCAUACUGGGGAUGCAAGCGUAACCUCAAGUGUAUCAAGGGAAAAUGUGUCGAUCCUGAGGAUAGGAGCGAAUAUGACAGUUCUCCUGAGAGAGGAAGAAGGGAUCAUUUC